This is a messenger RNA of Rubroshorea leprosula, 4757 nucleotides long. NCBI's taxonomy places the organism in Eukaryota, Viridiplantae, Streptophyta, Magnoliopsida, Malvales, Dipterocarpaceae. The record is from the annotation of a GenBank genome assembly.
UGAAACCAACCAUAAGCUCCUUGUUUCUCCGCUCUAAAGAUAGCCCCGAUUAUUGCUGACUUAAGCAUCAGAGUGUUUACCCCGAGGAUCCACCUCGGGGCUUUGCAGGUCAAUCCAGAGUGCAAAUACGGACUGAAGAAGGAUUUCUGGUUUGGUGGAAUUACAUUUUGGCGCCGUCUGUGGGAAUCUGAACUAAAGGCUCCCUUGUUACUCUUAUCAUGGUUAAAACUAGGUCAGCCCAAGGUGGAAACUUGUCUCAACCUCUUGGACGAGGUCAGGUCCCCAGCAACCUUCCGCCUCAUCCCCCACCCCCAAUCCCAAAUACGUUCCCUCCUGUUGAUGAUCAUGCAGAAAGAGAAGACGAAAAUCAACCACACAAUUCGGUUCACAACUCAGCCUCUACUGCUAACCAAGGCGUAGUUGCAACUCAGCUCACUGCCAUGCAACAGCAGUUUGGUGUCUUUCAGUUAGUACUAGCACAGCUAUUAGCCCGGAAUAAUCCUGGUGAUCCACUCAUCAACCUACUUAAUCCUGCUCCACAACCUCCAGCCCCACCACAAAAUCCUGAACCAGUUCAGCAUGCUCCUGCUAUUAAUAGCUUAGAAAAGCUAGUGGUUGAACAACGAGGUGCCCCACCUCCACACCCUGCUGCUAACUCCGUACCCCACCCUCUCAACACCAAUAUUAUACUGGAACCCUAUCCCGCUGGCUUCAUAAUACCAAAGCUUGAAACUUAUGAUGGGACGAAGGACCCCGAUGAUCAUUUACAUGCUUUCUACUCUUGCAUGCAGGCCCAGAACACCUCUGAUGCGUUGAUGUGCAAAAUCUUUCCCUCUACCCUCCGAGGUAAUGCUCGAACCUGGUACUACAGUCUGCCUCCGAGGUCAAUCAACUCUUACACAGAAAUGGCAUCUACUUUUGCCAAAAAGUUUUCCAGUAGAAGGUUGAUCAGGAAAACCACUUCUGAGCUGAUGCGAGUUAAGCAGAGGGACAGAGAGUCUUUGAAGAAUUUUAUGAGCAAAUUCAAUGAUGCAGUACUGGAGGUUAACUCUUUCGACCAAGCUGUGGGAAUUACAGCUGUGAUCUCAGGUCUUAGCCAUGAGAGAUUCCGAGAUAGUCUGCUCAAACAUCCUGCCAACAACUUCAGCGAGGUAAAUGAUAGAUCGUUGAAAUUCAUAAUUGUUGAGGAAUAUGCCCUGUCGCAGAAUAUAACUCCUAUUAAGAACCAACACCCAGACUGGAGAGAUGAGAAUCCGAACAGGAAACGAAUGAAGACAACACAGAACCGAGGUCCGAUGUCGGCUUCCACCCUGAGAUUCGGAAGGUCGAACUCAGCACCUCCGCAACAACCUACAGGUAAACCUCCCGUUAAUUGGACUCCUUUUAAUUUACCGAGGUCACAAAUCUUUAUGCAGAUUAAGAAUAAGAUGGACUUAAGACGUCCGGGUCCAAUGAGAACUGCUGCUACUACCAGAGACCAUACCAAGUAUUGUGAAUUUCAUCAAGAUCACGGUCAUACAACAGAACAAUGCAAUAGGAACAAGGGACAGCAUCAAGGAGUCUGUAACCCGCCAAACAGGCAAGGUGUGGGAUAUCAGCAAGCCCCACUCCCGCUCCCACCACCAGCUAGAAUUAUACACAUGAUUAUAGGAGGCCUGGAAGCCGGUGGACUGAGCUCUAAACAGAGAAAGUUGUACGUCAGAGAGGUUAAGCAUCCAAAUCACACCAAGAAACGGAAAUUUGAUGAUGCUGACUGGAAGAAUCAACCAAUUACUUUCACAUCUGCUGAUUUUGACACAGUCGUCACGCCUCACAAUGACCCCCUAAUCACUUCUGUCACGAUCAAUAAUUGUGAGGUGCAGCGCGUCCUUGUUGACACAGGGAGUGCACCAGACAUCAUGUACUUCCAUUGUUUUGAAAGUCUUGGGUUGGAUCCAGCUUUGUUGCAGCGGUUCUUGGUAGUCAAGAUGGCAUCCUCGUUCAAUGUUGUCAUUGGUCGACCCACACUGACUGAAAUCCGAGCUGUGGUUUCCCAAUCUCACCUAUGCAUGAAGUUCCCAAUUCCUACGGGAAUAGCAACGCUGCGAGGCAACCAGGAGGUGGCCCGACAUUGCUAUAUCACCUCGGUAACACAACCUCAGAAAGGCAAGGCUCAAACGCCCGAGAUUAAUCCCAAAUGGAUUCCUGAUGAUCGGCAAGUUAUGGGUGUUGAGAUAGUAGAUAACCGACCAGAAGAUGAAACCAGAGCUGCUCCAGUCGAAGAUGUGGAGGAGAAACCAGUAGCCCAGAAGCGAUGCCUCUUCGGGGGGGAGAGGUUAAAGGUUAUUAAAGAAGAAGUCGAGAAACUCCUACAAGCCGGCUUUAUCAGAAGGGUAGAUUACUGUGAAUGGGUCGCCAAUCCGGUGUUGGUGAAAAAAGCGAACGGUAAAUGGCAGAUGUGCAUUGAUUACACUAACCUCAACAAUGCAUGUCCAAAGGACUGUUAUUCGAUGCCAAACAUUGACAAGCUGGUUGAGGCAGCUUCGGGAAAUGUGAGAUUAAGUCUCUUCGAUGCAUACUCAGGCUACCACCAGGUCCCAAUGGCUCCUGAGGAUGAAGAAAAAACCUCGUUCUAUGCUGGCGAUGAGAUUUAUUGCUAUGUAAUGAUGCCCUUCGACUUGAAGAACGCAGGUGCCACUUACCAGAAGAUGGUUACCAUCGUAUUCCGAGCUCAGAUAGGACGGAAUCUGGAAGUUUAUGUUGAUGAUAUAGUGGUAAAGAGUUUGAAAGCUGACGAUCACUUAACCGACCUUGAGGAGACAUUCAACAAUCUCAGACAGAAUAGAAUGAGGUUAAACCCAGCCAAAUGCAUCUUUGGUGUGGAGUUUGGAAAAUUCUUGGGUUUCAUGGUUUCUUGGAAAGGGAUUGAGGUCAACCUAGAGAAGAUCAGAGCAAUUGCCGAGAUGGAACCGCCGAAGUCAGUGAAGGAUAUACAGAGGUUGAUUGGAAGGGUAGCAGCUCUUUAUCGGUUCAUAUCGAAGUCAGCAGAUAAGUGCCUACCGUUUUUCAAAAUUAUGCGCUCACCACCUCUACUGACUAAAGCCAAAGAUGGAGAAAUCCUCUAUUUAUAUCUGGGAAUUUCAGAUGAAGCCAUUAGUUUGGUUCUGGUAAGAGAAGAAGCCAAGCAGCAGAAACCAAUAUAUUAUAUCAGUAGUGUGCUGCAUGGAGCCGAGCUGAGGUACCCUAUAGCUGAGAAAGCAGCCUUAGCAGUUGUCACUUUGGCCAGAAAGUUGAGGCCAUAUUUCCAUUCUCACCCGAUCAUUAUUCUUACAGACCAACCCCUUUGUAGCAAAGGUUCAGGAGCUGGUGCUCUCUUGAUCGGCCCAGAUGGAUACCGAAGUGAACAUGCUUUGAAAUUUAACUUCGAUGCAACAAACAACAUGGCUGAGUUUGAAGCCCUGCUACUUGCUCUGGUGACCGAGCUGAAGUGCAAAUUCCAGAAAUUCUGUCUGAGCAAAAUCCCCCGAACUGAGAAUGAACAGGCAGAUUCACUCUUUAAAUUUGCCUUUGAUAGUUCUUCACAUUCCAGAUCGAUUUUUGUGGAGGUCUUGGAUGAACCAAGCUUCAUGAAGCCACGGGUAAUGGAGAUCAGCACCGACCCAGGCACACCGAGCUGGACUGACCCAAUCCUCUCCUUCUUACGAGACGGGAUAGUACCUGCGGACGGGCAGGAGGCAAUGAAGUUGAGGAGGAAAGCAUCUCGGUAUACACUUGUUGAUGGGGUCCUCUAUAAGCGAUCUUUUUCCCUACCUCUUCUACGGUGCUUGAAUCCCUAUGAAACAGAAUAUGCACUCAGGGAGGUGCAUGAAGGUGUCUGCGGAAGUCACGUGGGUGCUCGAACUUUAGCUCACAAGGUCCUUAGACAGGGUUAUUAUUGGCCUAACAUGUACAAGGAUGCCACUCAGUUCGUACAGAGGUGUCAGAAAUGUCAGUUCUUUGCACAUCUAAUCCAUCAGCCUGUAGAAGAGCUCACUACGUUGGUGGCACCUUGGCCAUUCGCUCAAUGGGGUCUUGACCUUUUAGGCCCAUUUGUGAAGGGGGUAGGAGGUGUAACCCACCUCAUUGUUGGUGUAGAUUAUUUCACAAAAUGGGUUGAAGCUCGGGCAUUAUCUAGUCUCACCUUCAAGAAGGUCGAAGACUUUGUUUUCAGCUCGAUUAUUUGCAGAUAUGGGAUCCCGAAUCAGAUUGUAGUUGAUAAUGGAACUCAGUUCAAUUGCUCCUCAGUCCGAGAUUUCUGUUCCAGUUACGAGAAUAAACUACAGUUCACCUCGGUUUACCAUCCGGAGUCCAACGGCAUGGUCGAAUCUGUUAAUAAGUGCAUCUUAGAAGGUAUAAAGCCGAGGCUGGAACAACACAAGGCCAAAUGGGCAGACGAGCUCAACAACGUCCUCUGGGCAUACAGAACUAUGAGUCGAAUUGCCACAGUCGGUGAAGGCCACGAUUGCGGUUGGCAGCCGGUAGAGUUUGAGGAUGUUCUCAAAGGUGCUGGAGUUGAGGAAGUUGCCAAUGUGUUCCUCCAUCCCGUUGUGAACCAGCAGGUUCACGUUCUUCUUCAGCUCCGCUGCUCCUUUCCUCAUGUUGUCAAUGUAUUUGUCCUGAGCCUCGAGCUUCUCCUCAUAGAUCUUCCUCUUACGUUCUUCGAGGACAAGCUUCGUGCUCAGGACAUCAUUCUCGUUCUGGAGCUCGGUCACUAAAGGGAGAACUUCAUCCAGCCUCCU